This is a messenger RNA of Saccharomyces paradoxus, 798 nucleotides long. RefSeq names its product Aro5p (gene ARO5). The transcript has a single exon. NCBI's taxonomy places the organism in Eukaryota, Fungi, Ascomycota, Saccharomycetes, Saccharomycetales, Saccharomycetaceae. The coding region runs from base 1 to 798 and encodes 265 amino acids. The record is from RefSeq and is a predicted model, not a curated record.
AUGCAACCGAUUUCAAUAAAGGAUCUGGAAAGCGAUCAAGGAAAAGUUCAUGUGGUUUACACCUUAAAAAAUCUUGUAUGCAAGAGCCUUUUAGAAUUCGUGGAUAUUCAGAUUGAAAGUUUUAUGUAUCCAGACGAUCCAAAGCGUUUUACAAGAAUCUUUAAAGGGAACAAAAUACUCAGUGAAGCAACAGAUAAAGAUUCGAAAGUAAAAAGUUACCCACCUUCACUGGGUAUUGGACACUCUGCUUUAUUUCCUUUGAUAUACAUAAGACAAAAAACCAACUCCUUGAGAUCUUUGAGUGAAUCGCAAGGAGUACCAACACAACUGAUCUGUGAUAUGAACGAGAAAUUCAAAAAUAUUAACGACCUCUAUGAAAGUCUCAUCGAACUGUAUAAUUCAUACCAGGCGGUAGAUUUCAACAACAUAAACCAGCAAAAGCUUUUGGGUGAUUUAGUCGCUCGGAGUGAUUUCAUGCUUGAAAUCCUCCACAGGUAUAUUGCGAUUGCCUCAUCAAUAGCAGGGGAGAGUGAGGAUGCUAAUAACCUGGUAGAUACGGUCAAUCGCUUUAUCGACGAUACCAUAUUAUUCCACAAACGCAUAAUAAAUAACUCUAACGCUUACACAGAGUACCGUCUAAUGAAACACAGCCUCAAGAGAAAUCAGAGUGAAGAAACGUUAGUUGAACUUGAAUUCAGAUCAUUGGACGUUUCAGAUGUGCAUCUUGACGAUGAAUUUGAUGACUUUUUACAGCAUAGAAAAGCCGCUCUUAAAAUAUCUCAUAGGAGGGUUAUAUGA